Molecule: messenger RNA, 857 nt
Organism: Ahaetulla prasina
Lineage: Eukaryota; Metazoa; Chordata; Lepidosauria; Squamata; Colubridae
Product: rhomboid-related protein 4-like
Exons: 4
Coding region: 244-513 (89 amino acids)
Source: RefSeq, a predicted model, not a curated record
CCCCCUCCGGCCCCGGUGCCUCUUUCAGCUGCGGGCUGGGCGGCUGCGGGAGGCGAGCGGGGCGGGUCCCUUCUCCCCUGGGGCCGCCAAGCUCAGCAGCUUGUCAUGCGAGGCUCCCCCGGAUCCGGAUUAUUCCUCGGGGGCCUGGAGAGUUGCUGCUUCCUUUGAUGGCAGAACAACAACCCCGCAGGGUGGACCUCUCGGCCCAGCUCAACCUCACCCAGGGAGCUUCCAUGCCUAGGGAUGGCCUGCCCUGCCGUCUCUCGGCUUCUGUAUUCCCUGGUAUCCAAAAGAGGGGUCCUUUUUUCCCUGGAAGCCAUGGGCAGGGAGGUGGAGAGCUUCCCCGUGGCAACUAUGGCUACAGGCAUCACCAUCACCACCAGGUGGCUCUGCAUUCUGGAAUGCCUGGCCCUGGCGCUCUUCUACCCCAGGAGCUCCUUCACCGGUCACCUCUCUGGUAUCCUGCUUGGGCUGGCUCUAUCCAGCACCGACCUGCUCUGCCAGAUCAUCUGAUGGAUGCGCCCCCCCCUCUUCCCAGCUCUGGGAAACUCCUUCACUUUCUGAGGGUCCUGAGAAUCUGGCAGCAGGGACGACCGCGAGUCAAAAGAGCCCAACCAGAUCUUCCGGCAGGCCUGCGGAGGGGAUCCGAACGAGAGGAAAUGGUUACAAAUCACGAUCCCUGUGCAGAUUCUCAACCAUGCAGGUCACGGGGGCCCCAAAGGUGUUUUUUCCACAAAAGGCAGCCAGAGUCUAGUGUGUUGCCUUUUGGAAAAAGCUCCUUAAUCAGGACUCCGCUGGUCUUUUAGGAAGCAAACUCGUUUAAUAAAAGGGUGGAACCAAUCCAAAUUAUUUGGAUU